AUGGAGACGGAGACCGCAAGGUCUCCUGUCUCUCUCAGAAAAGGUGGUGCCGGUGGUGGUGCUGGAGCGGAUGGACGCUACCAGCACUCCUGGAGGUUCGCGCUCGUCUUCCCCAGCAAGGGGAAGAUUCUGGCGCAAGCGAACCAACUCUGCUACAGAGUUGGAUUCGCCAAGCGAGGGCGAUUCGCGCCGCGAAAGCCCUAA
Molecule: messenger RNA, 204 nt
Organism: Arctia plantaginis
Lineage: Eukaryota; Metazoa; Arthropoda; Insecta; Lepidoptera; Erebidae
Source: the annotation of a GenBank genome assembly